Molecule: messenger RNA, 714 nt
Organism: Penicillium verhagenii
Lineage: Eukaryota; Fungi; Ascomycota; Eurotiomycetes; Eurotiales; Aspergillaceae
Product: Major facilitator superfamily domain general substrate transporter
Exons: 7
Coding region: 1-714 (237 amino acids)
Biological process (GO): transmembrane transport
Cellular component (GO): membrane
Molecular function (GO): transmembrane transporter activity
Source: RefSeq, a predicted model, not a curated record
AUGUUCCUCAGCCAAUGGUACUUGCCGAGUGAAAUGGCUCUAAGAAUGAGCAUCUAUAAUAUCGCACAGCCCGUCGGAGCCAUGCUAUCCGGUGCAAUGCAGGGUGGUCUCUCGACCCAUCUUGACGGUACUCUCGGUCGAAGUGGUUGGCGCUGGGCAUUUAUCAUCAAUGGUGUUUGCACGAUUUUCAUUGCCCUUGUUGCCUAUGUGCUUUUGCCAGGUUUUCUGACGAAAUACAUACAGCCGGAUCGCCCCAACCCUCUUUCUCGUUUAUAUCUCAGGCCACGAGACAUUGAACUUGCCAAGCGACGUAUUCAUCGAAUCGGCCGUGAUCCUCAAAUUGGAAUUACACCCAAGACAUUUCUACGAUGCUUUAAAUUCUGGCAUGUAUGGGUUUUCUCAAUUGCCUGGGCUCUUGGAACCGGUACGACACCGACAAACUACUUCAAUCUUUGGUUGAAGUCGUUGAAAAAUACCGAUGGCACAUUGAAAUACUCUGUCGCUAUGCUAAAUUACUUGCCAAUUGCUGGUCAAGCAAUUCAACUCGUCGCCGAGAUCUUAUUCAGUGGCUUUAGCGAUUAUUUCGGUACUCGGCUUCCAUUCUUACUUCUUCACUCAGUCAUCAAUCUUACAGCGCUAUCUAUUCUGUCUGCACGUCCUGAUAACGUGAGCCUUUAUAUGGCCGGGUGGUACAUGGACUAUAUUGGAGCGUGA